This is a messenger RNA of Exophiala viscosa, 1368 nucleotides long. RefSeq lists its product as uncharacterized. The record is from RefSeq and is a predicted model, not a curated record. The coding region runs from base 131 to 943 and encodes 270 amino acids. NCBI's taxonomy places the organism in Eukaryota, Fungi, Ascomycota, Eurotiomycetes, Chaetothyriales, Herpotrichiellaceae. The transcript is spliced from 2 exons.
CAACGCCGUUUCUUUUUCUUUCUUCAUUAUCCCCCCGCGACUUCAUCUCCCAAUUCCCAAUCAUGUCCUCAACCUACCUCUUCCAUCCUCCUAUUAUUCUCUGGAUCAAGUUGUAAACCUCCUCUUCAUCAUGGCAGAGUCGAGCGGGAUCGAAUUUGUUUGGUAUAUCGUCUUUGGGACCUCCCUUUCCAUCCUUACUGUCUUCAUGAUCUUCCUCAUCGUUGAUCACUUCAUUGAAUAUGCCAAACGUGCCGAAACCGAGAACGCCUCAGAAGCCUGGUUGCGGAUCUUCCAUACCAUGUCCAAAGCAAACCUCCUCCCAACUUACCCUGUAGCAAUGCCAGAGAUCGGUCCCAAACCGUCAGAAACUUACGAGAUGGCGUUCCUCCUCUCCAAAGUCCUUCUUCCCGACCUGGUGCCAGCUAUCAUGGAUAUGGCUGAGUUCUGGGCUGAUGUUCCUUUGGCAACGAACAUACACGAGAUGCGUGUCACUGAGGAGAACGCGGGAUCGGUCUAUCUCGUGGCUGAGAUUCCAGAAAAUUUCCCACCAAAAGGCCUACGCAGUCUGACCUUCUCUGUCACUUCUCGUGAUCAGGGAUUCACCAACUUCGAGCAGUUUCGUCAUACCUACCAUCAUAGCCACACAUGGUUCGAAGUUGCUGUUCUACCUGAUGACGACGAGAAAGAUACUGACCAAGAAGAGACCAAGUCUCCGCCUCUGGGAAAGUGGAUCAUCACCAACAUCCAUGCAGACAAGGAAUGGGAAACUCAUACUGUCACAUGGAGCUGCAACGACGAAGAUGAAGAGAUUAGCGAAUUCGUGACAAGUCUCCAACCUGGCAGCAAGAUCGCCAUCACCGCAUGGGCAAGAUAUCCUGCUUGGGUCAACAAUGUCAGAAGUGCCAGGAUCGACUGUCAAAUCCCUGCCGUGAGGAAGCUCUGAGAUUAAACUCUACAAAUCACCGCCUGUUUUGCGGAAAUGAUAGAGGUUCAGAAGAGCAAGGCGAACUUUCAGCUUUGCCGUCGACGAAACACGAAUAAUCGACUUGCCCACACGAGCUUUUAAUCGGCUGAGCUGCGGUCUACCAGUCGAAGUUGCUUUGCUAGCCCUACGACUUGACGACCAACGAAUGACGAACAACAAUCCUAUUGUGCUACAUUUCAAUAUCGAUACGCGACAGGGAGAAGGAGAAGACAUAAUGGAAGCUGCCCAUGUCUAUCAUUUUACAGGUGGCUUCAGUGAGAAUGCGGGGCUAAUAAAAGGUGAUCGAGGUGAGGGCUGGAAGGAGUGGACUGUUGACCAGGGCUCAUGGUUCAUACAGUGAUUAAUUGAGUCACCAAUAAAAGUUUUGUCUCUGCUCAGAAAAG